AUGGACUUGUUGGGGUCUAUUUUAGGGACUAUGCAAAAGCCUCCCACGGUUGGCGAAGAGGAGAGGAAAAAAGCUAAAGAACAACAGAAAAUAAUUGAGAAAAAACAACAACAAGAGAAAAAGAUUCUAGAUGUUUUCAGAGUGAAGACCCAGAAAAAGAUCCAUGAAUUUAUCAAGAAUGGUUUGGAAGAGAAGUUGAAAUUUGAACCUUGUGAGAAAGUCUACAGAGCUAUUAUACAUGAAGUAGCUGAUGUAGCUGGAUUAACAUCGUUCUCGUUUGGUUUAGAUGAACAAGAUAGAUACGUUAUGUUAUGGAAGAAGGAAUUUGCUCCUGGUGAUGAAGAAUUAUUGGCCUAUAGGCGCGGUGAAGAAUGGGACCCGGAGAAAGCUAAACAAUUAGCCAAAGAAAAGGUAAUAUUUACUGUAUUUUUAUUCAAACAGGAAUUAGAAAAAUUAGCAGGUGAAAACGAAAGUAAAUGUAAAGUGAUACCUUCCUCGAAUUAUCGUGAUAAAUAUAAACAUCUGAUUGGAGAGGAGGCAGCUAAAGAUGCAGCUCAGGAUCUUACUGCUAAUAAAUCAUACGGCUUUGUGUCGAGUCAAAAUAAACGAGAUACAAGAACAAUAGAACAAGUUUUAGCUGAUACAAGGGCUAAGAAAAAACAG
Molecule: messenger RNA, 663 nt
Organism: Lottia gigantea (owl limpet)
Lineage: Eukaryota; Metazoa; Mollusca; Gastropoda; Lottiidae
Exons: 7
Molecular function (GO): nucleic acid binding
Source: RefSeq, a predicted model, not a curated record